This is a messenger RNA of Dreissena polymorpha, 5457 nucleotides long. RefSeq lists its product as uncharacterized. NCBI's taxonomy places the organism in Eukaryota, Metazoa, Mollusca, Bivalvia, Myida, Dreissenidae. The record is from RefSeq and is a predicted model, not a curated record. Bases 446 to 4057 code for a protein of 1203 amino acids. The transcript has 21 exons.
UGUUCAGUUCUAUAUUAAGAAUAUUUCUUACAGAAAUUCCUUUAAGCAAAAUGCGCAGACCCUGAUGAGACGCCGCAUCAUGCGGCGUCUGAUCUGGGUCUACGCUGUUUGCCAAGGCCAUUUUUCUAGACGCUAGGCAUAUAUGGGUUAAUAUGAGGGCGUUUACUCUCAUUUAUUGAAACUGGGAAAACCCAGUAUUCCGAUCGUUUGUAAGGAAGUUACUAAGUCGGGUUUUUCCUUUAUGGCGAACUUCUUGAAAUAUUCAUGAUAAUUAAAAAUACAACGUGAGCAAAUUGUAUGUGCUUGUAAAACAAUAUUUGCUUAUUUCAAUUAAUUUAAACGUACUUUCGGUUUCCUAUAGUAUAUGGUGUAGAGCUACACAUAUUGAGACAGGAUAACAGACUCACUGUAAUAAAGUAACCACAUUUGAGGCGAAUACGAUGACAUGGAGUGCCGAAUUAUUCCUGUGAACCCUCUACAUUCGCCGGUGAAAUACCAAGACAUCGAUAGGUGCCCUCUAAUGCAAAACCCAAAUGAGUUGUGGAUGCAAACAUAUGAUGAUGAAUAUUGGAGCAAUCUAUUUUGGAUAUUCAUUUGCGCAAACCUAUUGGCAAUUACAAUUCUCCUGGCUGCUGUGUGUACGUUCAUCGGUUAUUAUGGAGCGCUUUGGAAAAAGAAAUACAUUGAGUCUAUCCAAACAUCAAAUCAUGUCGACAGUAGAGCAUCGCGUACUGUGGAUAGUCACUGUGUACACGAAAAUGAUUCACAAAGAAGUUGUACCAUUCCAACAGAGUGUGCAUCAACUGGAGAGGAUCUGCUGGAUCCUUCACAGACAAGUAAUACGAUUCUUGAACGUGUUCUUCUUUGCAAUGCUGGACCAGAGCACAAACCUCGCGAUUGUGUUGUUAAAUUUGAAACAUGUAAAAUGGUUUCUGAGUCACAAUUAGACUUCGAGACCGAGUGCGUACCUGUUGCUGAACGUGUACAAAAUGACUGGGAAAUAGUUCGGCAUGCUUCGAACAAUGAAGAAAUACCAGGAAGGUACGACCAUGUCUUAUCACGGGACUCGGAACAAAUACGCUGCGAACAAGGCACGUCAAAAUCUUCACGUAGUGCACGUGAUGAAUGUGCUUUUGCCUCAGAUUAUGACGGCGUGAUUACUAACACAGAGUCCGCGUUCUUGCAAAAUCGGCUUGUCUUGGAAUGUCUGGCAUGCGAUGACAUUAUUGAAACCGAUUGGCUGUCACAGGCCGUUGAAGAACGACCUUUGGCACUUUGUCGGAAUGUCUCGGGAGGGGCAUUUAUGCCUAAAUAUGAACACGACGGUUUGCAUCAAGCCGACAGCAGUUUGCAAACAGACGACGGUUAUGACAGUAUGGCUUAUAGUUCGUAUCUGGAUGACAGUUCUUUGUAUAACGAUGCAAUUGAAACUGCUAACCAAGAAGAAAGAAGAGCACACCAUGGUAAAACGGCUACUUGUUGUUUCGAAAAUGAGAGUUCAGCAAGCAAUUCCCUCAAAGAUGGCUGUAAUAGCGCGAUUCUUAAGGACAAUACUUUGUAUUUACCGCGUACGCACUCCGACGAAGUGUCUGGUCGGUGUGCUGAUGACACUUCUUUAAGUGACGGCCCUUAUAGUGACGAAAAUCAAGGUGGCAAUUGCGCAGAUAAGCUUCAGUCUGUAAUCGCAUAUGAAGACCAAAACUUUAUCGCUUUGGUAAAAAAGUGGAUAGCCCUUUGGACCGUGGAAAGGCAACAGGCGUCGUCUGAAUUUUUUCCUUGGAAUCCAGAAUGCAGCAUCGUUGUAACGGUACAAUGUGACCUUAACGUGGAAGCAAUAGUUCUAUUCCUUGACAUAUUUUCAAAGGAAGAUGUUUUGAAAGCCGAUCUCCCAUCGAUGGUGAGGCAUAUCCUCUGCCGUGUAAUCAACGAAACCCAACAAGAAAUAAUAAUCGGAAUAUGGCAAAGAAGCGAAGAUCGGAUUGUAGCGGACGUCUGUGAAAGAGAUGCAUGCUUAUUGAUUUUAAAGAAUGGUUGGCCAGCAUUUCGAUCACUGAAAUGCUUUUGGUGUGGCGAUAACACAAUUCCCUUCAGUGGAGGGCCUGCUCCGAUGAAUGAACCAGUUCUUCUUAUUGAACCACAUGAAGAUAAUGUAAACAUUAAGACGCACGAAUGUAACAUCAAUAGUUCCAUACUGAAUGAAUAUGUGGACGACGGCGUUGAGACUGACUGUCCGGUAGACAAUAAUUGCAUUCAACACGUGGUUUGCCUGGAAAACGAAUCAAGCAACUCACCGACGCUGAUAGUUACCUUCUCUCCACCACCAACGUUUUACAAAACAUCAGCCGCUGAUCAGAUUUACUACGACACCACCAGUACGCAUUCAGAAGGAGGCAACAACGACAGGUUUCGCCAGAAUGACAGAAAGAACGACAUAUCUUUUAGUGGUGGUAUGUUCACUCAAAUUGGGGACAAUAACAAGCUGGUGCUGACCAUUGGCGGAUCUUCUGAUGCUUACGCAGUUGAUGACACCGAAACGGAUGCCUGUCCAGAUAUGUAUCCAGAACAAAACUUUUACAUCGAUGUUCAUUCUGACACACGUGACAGAAACAAUGAAAUCCGAGCCAAUAAUCCAGACAGUGGAGAUCAAUUUAUACAAGUCGGGGACAAAAACCAAAUACUGUUGCGAAUCACUUUACAUGACGAGGGUUAUUCCAGCAUGAGCUCGCUUGAAUCUGUAAACAGUGAUUUGUCUUAUCGAGAUUUGAACCAAAGGCAUUUCAUUGACCCGUUCGACCAACGUGCUGAAACUGGUGGGUUCACUGAUAUCCAUUGCCACUCUGAAUGCAAUGAUCAAUUGAGAAUACCUGAACUUGUAAUCACAUCGAGCAGCAACCAGGGAUACUACACACUAGAAUCAAUGGAGUCAACUGGUGAAAACCACAGCGGCGGUUUAAGUACAUGUAGCAUGGAUUAUGAUGAGAGUUUGGACAAACAAGAACUGACAGUGAGAGACGUAUGCGAACAAGUAGCAGGAUUCAAUAAAAAUGAAAAGACCGAUGUUUCUACAUUGCAUAAGGAAACUUAUUUACAUAAUACGGAAUUGGUUCAUUCAAACACUCCAAGAUCAACCGGUGUGUGUAAUCCUAAUUCUAUGCUGACCAAUGUCGGCGCAAAUUGCGCCGUUAAAACAAACUUAUUGCAUGCAACACAAGAACUGGACGACAUACACCUUCCAAAAAACAAUACGAUGUCAUGUUUAUGUAUGCGCUCCUCCAAUUGCGAUUCGACCCUAGACACAGUUGAUGCAAUUAUGGAUUUAGAAAAAAUGAAUGCUCAAUCUCCAAAGUAUAAAUCGAUUAAAUCUGAAAUUGAAGCUAAAACAGAUGCAAAAAUUGAAAGCAAUUUUACGGUAAAAGCUUGUGUAUGUAAGACAAAUAAUUGUGUUGAACAUAUAAUAACUGAAAAUCAAAUAAAAAGUGUUAUUCUUUCCAACAAGGGCCAGACUGAUUUUGCAAGUAAUGCUGAAUGCUCGCGCGGCCAUGCUACACAAGCAAGGCUUGAAUCAGCUACGAUACCUACCAAAGAAUUUAGCUGUUCGGAAUCAAAUAGUAUUGAUGAAUAUAACCCUACAUACGAAGAAGAUUCUAUAAUCAAAAUAACAGCAACUACUUCGAACAAUUUAAGAGCUAAGACAAUUGUAGAUCUAGUAAGCGACUGCACAAAUGUCACAAAAGAAAGAUGUGUGUACAAUAAUAGUGGAGCAAUAAGUUUUACAGGAAACAACAACAUCAAGGUAUAUCCAGAUGACUGUCUUGGUUUGCAAGUAGACACCAAAGGUCCUAUCGCUGUCGCAUCCAUAUACAACUUUUCUGGCAUUAAAAGGGCACUCUCAGAGCACAUGAGGACCAGCCGGCUUCCGUUUGACUUACAACGUGUGCCAUGUUUAAAAGUGGAGGCUCGGAUAGACACCCACUUGCAUAUUCCGAACAAAUUCAUAUUAAAGACGUUCCAAGUGGGUGUUGACAACUCGAUUUGUGUACAGGGGUUAAGACUUUGACAAUUGGAGAAUGAGGAAACAAUCCAUUGCAACUAAUUGAAUCGGCUUGUAAAUACGUACACUCCACUCCGUAGCAAGAAUAUCAGGAAUCACAAUCUCGAAUGAUAAGACUUUAACGAUAACUUGGUCAAUACUUACUAUGUUGAUUUUAUUUCAGUAUACAUAGUCCAUGAGUAUACUUAAUAGUAUUCUAUAAAGACAUUGUAAUAGGCAAACAUCAAAUGUACAUGUGAUUUAUGCUUAUAUAUUAUAUGUUAUAAAGCAGUUCAUUAUUUAGACCGUUAAGAAUCAUAGUUUUUAAUUUAUGUAUCCAACAUGUUUGUUUGCAUAAACGGCCUAUAUUGUUUUCAACAACAUCAAUAGGUACAAAAGAAAAAUCAGAUAGAGUGCAAUAAUUAUGAGUAGAUUCAAAAAUGUGUAGCAAUAUGUAAAAUAGGAUUUAUUGAACAGUUUUUGAUAUCAAAUCUAUGGCUAUUCAUUCUGAGGGAUACAUUUUGAUUAGUUUAUCACACAUAUUGUUUACAGCAUUUUUUACCUGUAAUCAGAUAUAUAACAUUACGUGAAGUACAAUCAACAUCAUAGUGUAAAUCAUAGGAUAAACCAGUAACAUAACCAUUGAAUUUUGAACAUAUGUUAAUAUUAUUGCAGUGUGUGCAAUAAUAAUUUUCAAAUAAUUUGUCAUAAUUAAAUAUAAAACAUCAAUACUUUUGGUAGACGAUCACUUUAUCCAGCGUCAAUGGAUUUUCCGAGGUAGACCUGACACGCCUCGUUCAUAACGGAAUGAGUCGCGCAUAAUAAACCUGUGUACAAACAGAUUAGUGUCAAAUGUAAAAUACAAGAAAUAAACCUUUUAUUGAGUACGUCUUUGUAAAGCCUGUAUAGAUUGCAAAAUAACUUAACAGAAUUGAUAUUCAUGUCGUAUUGAAGUGUCCUGAACAUGACUCACAUCAGAGGUCAAAGUCAUUUAAUGCCAAUGGUUGUUUGUCUGGGGCAUAAUUGUGGCCUGUGCGGAAGGAUGUUCAAUAAGAUGGUUUAAUAAGCUUUGCAGGAGUUACACAUAUAUUGAAAUUUAGUGAUAAGCUCAAUCUGGGUCACGUGCAUCCAAAAACAGGUCACAAGUUCAAAUCUUAGACAAACCAUAUUAACACUUUAAAAGCAACAUGUGCGACUCAAUCUCGAUAAAACAUGGUCAGAAUGAUUACAUUAUUUUGAAAAUGUCAAGGCCAUCUUUACAUAUUUUGCAUAAGUGGUCAAAAGUGUGUUCAUUGGAUAGAGCAUAUGACGAUUGUUGUACCAUGAACGCAGGAGAGCGCUUUAGAGCAAUCGUUGCUUUUAUGUUUGAUUGAUAUUUAUUUCCACGUGUAUCGCAUAUUGUAUGUGUUUAAAUCCUUUUACAACCA